Nematostella vectensis (starlet sea anemone) is the source of this 2296-nucleotide messenger RNA. RefSeq lists its product as uncharacterized. The transcript has 12 exons. Lineage: Eukaryota; Metazoa; Cnidaria; Anthozoa; Actiniaria; Edwardsiidae. The coding region runs from base 1 to 1986 and encodes 661 amino acids. The record is from RefSeq and is a predicted model, not a curated record.
AUGAAGGCAAAUAGGGGCACGCCUCAAGUGGUCAAACAGAAUCAUCACAUGCAAGAAGGUUACGGGUUGAGCCACCUGUUCAUACGCAAAUAUUUAAACAUAUACGAAGACUGUCUGUCACCAGACCACACUCCCAAGACAAAGAGCAGCUGUAAGGAGAGAAUGGCACGAGCGUCGUCCCGAAGAGCGUUGUUUCUCUGUUUACUGGUUCUGCUGCAAGAGUUUGGUCCCGCACACUUUGCCAAACUCGCGCAAAAUGACUUCCUCAGCGACCGGGAAUUCUUGGACAGCGAAGAUGAGGAUAACGCUGAUGACCAAGAGACUGGAAGCAACCUUGUGCCACAAACCCCAAUAACUCAGUCAUCUGCAAAGAAAAGCCGUAUCAAGAAUGUCUAUACAGUCGUCAAGUACGGAGCGCAGUUCUCCAAUGCUCUUACUUCUACUACCAGCCUGGCCAUCGCUAUAUACCAAGCCAUAGAAGGCUGUUGCGGUCAGUUUCCAAAAGCAUGUGAAUAUCGCGACGAGUUUAUUAAGAUGAAAACUCAAGUUAAAGAGCAAAGCGCCCUGGCGGACAACUUACAGCGGGAAGCUGAAAAUCUUCAAACUUGGGUUAAAACCAACAUCGAUAGAUACUCUGAAUUGAAGAAAGAGUUGGAGGAUAUUAACAGAGAGCAGGAUAACAUCUUGAAAUCCAUGAACAUCGAUAUUGAAUUAACAUUGAACAACAAAACGAAGGACAUCGUGGAUGCCAUUAAGGCAAAAAACAACACCAGAGACGAGCUGGACUACCUGCAGGUAUCCGACAUGUACGAGUCAGCCAUUGAGAACGCCUUGAAUAUUGGUUUCCCCCUCUUAACUCUGUUAAUCAGUGGUGGAGGAGCAGCUUACCAAUUCGCCAAGAAAAGUAGAGCUCAUGAGGAGGUUUUCAAGCUCGAGAGAAGAAAUGCCAUCCGACUCAAGACACCCCCUAACGCUCAAAUUGCAAGACGGAAAACAAGCUUGAUCAAAAAUUUCAAAACCAAGUACAGACAGUUAAAAAGCAGACUGAAUACCAAGUUUAGCAGGUCGAUCAGAUACGUGAAGAAUAUUGGCAAAGCAUUUGACCUUGCACUAUCAAUCUUUUCCUCAGCGUUUGCAAUUUACAACGUCAUCGACCAAGCUAAGAAAUGUGAGGAAAGACGAGAUGAUGCAAAGGAAGCAAGGGACACUAUGGCAAAAGCUUUAGAAAACUUUGAUGAGGCUAUUCAGAACAUCACUACUUCAAAGGAGACCAUGUACUCGGCCUUUGAGGACGUACGGAAAGAACUGGUCGCGGAAAACCUGAUGAAGCUGCUGGGAGACAUCAAGCAAGUACUAGAUAAUGCUGAUCCUACGCCUGAACUGAUUGAAGCGGCCAAUGGUAUCGAAAACUACAGAUUGAAUAUGCCAUCGGAUAUCUCCCCAAACCAGACGUAUAAACACCAAGAGAACUUGAUCAACAGUUUGAAUCAGGUCCCCUUUACUCUCAGCUGUUACACGCAAAAGGUGAAGAUGCUUACCUCUAUUCUUAAUGGUUGCCGAGAUGGAACAAAAUCAUUUGAUGACCUCUACUCUGAUGCUACAUCAUUGUAUGGGAGCGAGGCAAGGAAAUGCGAGAGGAAAAUCGGCGCUUUCUACGUGACCAAAGAAACUCUGAAGGAAGAAAUUGAGAAAGUAAUGAAGAAAGAGAAUCUAAGCCCCGUGUGUAGUGUUAACAAUCCGACGACAAAAAGCUUAGCAUGCCUGAAAAAGAAUGAUGGCCUAACGGCAGAAGGUAUCGCCGCAGAAAUGAAGAUUGACAAGGAUGUCAUCGUGCUACUUCUAGAGGACUGUCCGAAGGAGGGUUUGAAUCCAAAACAGAAAAGACAAGUGUGUAAUAUGAGGAAGCAAAAAGAAAACAACGAGCGAAUAGCGGAUUUACUCGAGUUUGAUCUUGCUAAAGUGAAGGAAGUGGUCUGUCCUCCAUAAGAGCCCAAGAAUACCACUCCAGAUAAAGAAGAAUGAAUCCUUCUAUGAUAAGCCCGACUGCUAGAAACUAGACAGACGCAUUGUUGAAUGGAAAAUGUUAAAUUAUCAAUAAAAGAACUUGUUAUGAUCGGACUACAGGGUUCAACAAGCAACAACUUUUUUAAUAACGCACGUGGCAAGCUUACAUAACAGUAGUGAGUCACGUGGUGGCGUGACUCCAUAUAUGGGACUACUCACAACAUCUCCCUUUUAAGCUAAGCUAUGAUAUUAAGUGAAAGUAUCAAAACAUAAAAAUAAAUUCUAACAUGGA